Molecule: messenger RNA, 2687 nt
Organism: Spinacia oleracea (spinach)
Lineage: Eukaryota; Viridiplantae; Streptophyta; Magnoliopsida; Caryophyllales; Amaranthaceae
Product: serine/threonine-protein kinase ATG1c
Exons: 13
Coding region: 241-2466 (741 amino acids)
Biological process (GO): regulation of autophagy; peptidyl-serine phosphorylation
Cellular component (GO): cytoplasm
Molecular function (GO): protein serine/threonine kinase activity; ATP binding
Source: RefSeq, a predicted model, not a curated record
AGUCACAAAUCACAAUUAGUCAAACAUUCGAAGUUUCAAACCAUGCAUUAUUGUUAUUGAAUUGAAUUUAUUGAUUAAAUGAUACACCAGCUGAUAAAAAAAAAAAAUUAACUACUACCAUCACCACCACCAUCUCCAUCGUCAUCGUCAUCGUCAUCGUCAUCGUCAUCUUCAACUUCAUCUUCAUCUUCAUCUUCAUCUUCAUCUUCCACGCUUCUAGGGUUUCUGAGAAGAUCAACAAUGGCGCAAUCGUCGGCGAAAGGAGGAGAAAGAGGCGGAGGAGGAGGAGGGCCGAGAGUAAUUGGGGAUUAUUUGGUUGGGAAGCAAAUUGGAUCAGGUUCAUUUUCUGUAGUUUGGCAUGCUCGUCACAGAGUUCAUGGCACCGAAGUUGCAAUUAAAGAAAUUUCAAUGUCUCGAUUGAACAAGAAGUUACAGGAGUCUCUGUUGUCUGAGAUUUUCAUCCUCAAGCAGAUUAAUCAUCCUAAUAUUAUUCGAUUACACGAUAUUAUUGAGGUUCCUGGAAAGAUACAUCUUGUAUUGGAGUAUUGUAGUGGAGGCGACCUUUUCGUGCAUAUACAGCGCUAUGGAAGGGUCUCGGAAGCCACUGCCAAGCAGUUGAUGCAACAGCUUGCGGCUGGUUUAAAGGUUCUAAGAGAGAAUAAUAUUAUUCAUCGGGAUCUGAAGCCACAGAAUCUGCUUCUUUCCACAAAUGACAAUAGCUCAGUUUUGAAGAUUGCAGAUUUCGGAUUUGCUAGAUCUCUCCAACCCAGAGGACUUGCAGAAACCUUGUGUGGCUCUCCUCUUUACAUGGCCCCUGAAAUAAUGCAACUCCAGAAAUAUGAUGCAAAGGCAGAUCUCUGGAGUGUGGGUGCAAUUGUUUAUCAACUUGUGACCGGGAAAACUCCUUUUAAUGGAAACAACCAAAUGCAGCUGCUCCAAAACAUAAUGAAAGCCACAGAACUGUGUUUUCCUCCAGAUAUAAAAGGCCUGAGUUCAGAAUUUGUAGAUUUGUGUCAGAAGUUGCUGCGACGUAAUCCAGUUGAACGACUAACAUUUGAUGAGUUCUUCAACCACCCCUUUCUUUAUCAGAAGCAACUGAAUGAAACGUCUGGGAGUGAGACAUCAUUCAGAAGAGCAGAUAAUUAUUGUUUAUCCGAGUGCAAUCUUUUGAAGAACAGGAAAGAAAAUUCUCCAGAUGAUUGCUUGCCAUUUCUUUUGGAUGAUGAUUGUAGUGUUGCUGAUGGAAGCCCGUCUUUUCUUGGGAGGAGAUCACCCGUUAAGUCUACUCGUGGUUUUUCCCUUGAUUCCAGAAAAGAAGCAGUGUCUAGCUCUAUCAGACAUGGUGAUCAUUCUUCUAGACAAGGCAAUGAAGCACAUAAGCUACAAACUAAUGGUUUUAGGAAAGAUAGCAGUAGACCUGGGAAAACACAAACUCAACAUCCUCCUAUUUGCAUGGAGCAAAGACGGGUGAACUCUCAUUCAAGAGCUUUGGACUCUUUGGAGUUUACUGAUCAAGAUUACGUCCUUGUGUCUGGAGAUACUGGACCCCCUUCAGAUGCUUCAGCCACCUCGCCUAACAUGUGUAAACCAAGUCCGUCUCCAAUCAAGUCUGAGCUCCCAUUUCCUACAUCUUUCGGUCUUAGCUCAAUAUCUAGUGCCCCAGUGCCAAUUGUUGGUCCAUCAAUCAGGUACCCAUCCUGCAUUGAUAUCAUAGAUAACCAGUCUUCGGUCCCUUCUGGGACCUCACAGGGGUCCAUGGAUGCACCAGGUGGCUUGGAGCAGCCAUCCAGUGACUCCAUCACAAGACUUAAGUCGCUGCAGGAGUGUGCAGCUAGUGUCAAGGAACUGGUUAAUGAGAUGAUCGAAGCUGGUAGACUUCUUGAAGCAUUUUCCAUCCAGCUUGUAAUUUUAGCAGUUUGGAAGCAAGCACUGCAUAUUUGCCAUACACAGGCCGUCUCCUCCACUUAUGGUAGUCCUUCUCCUGAAUUUGCAAAGUCUAGAGGUAGCAUUAACAAGAUCAACUAUAGUCCAGAUUUCCAAGAAUCUCUUGAUGUUGUCUGCUCUCAAAUGCUUGAGGAUGUCUCCAAUAUAAUCAAGAGGGAGUUCUUUAGUGAAGUAGAGCAUGCUGAAGAAUUGUCGAAGUUUGUAGAGCCAGGAAGUGUAGAAUUGCCUGAUGCCAUGGAAACAAUUUAUCAAUCUGCUCUUGCGCUCGGAAGACAUGGCGCAGUCGAUGAGCUAAUGGGAGAUAUGGAAAGUGCAGCAUCUUCGUAUUCCAAAGCUGUGCGGUUGUUGAUCUUUCUUCAUGUGGAAGCACCAUCUUUAAUACUUAAUCCUCCGUUUUCUCUAACGAACUCUGACCGAUUUAGGCUUCGCAACUACAUUAGCAUUUUGAAUGAUAGGCAAGGCGUUUCGAGAUCUCAAAGGAUGGCCCUUCUUAAGCCCGAGGAUCAGCAAUGUCCGCCUUAAACAAGGGGCUGCUUCUGACAUGACUUCCAAUGGUUCACCCUAUUCUUGGUGUAUAUAAUUUGUUUCUGUGUACAGCUACAUUCUUUUGGGUGACUGUUGGGAGUUGACUGAAGUAGACAUGUAUCUUUGAUUCUCUGUUGUAUGUAUACGCCAUGUUUUCAUUCAUUGAGGUUUAAAGAAAGAAAGGAUUAUUUAAGUGAAAGAAGUUCAAAGGUUUCUUA